AUGGCUAGGACAUGCACACCCUCAUCUGCUGGACGUGGUGCUAGACGUGGUGCUACCCGGGGUGGUGGUCAAGUUGGGGUUCAUCAAACUAGAAGACAGACUGCUCCUCAACCUCAAGGAGUUCAGAACGCUCCACCACCAGUGCCAACUGUUGUACCUACUGUUGCCUUACCUACAAAUGUAGUGGCAAGGUUAUUGAAUAUGUUAGAGGCGUUGGUGCCUACUCAGGGAGGAAGUUCAGCUCCUCAAGCUACUUUACAGACACAAGCACCUGCACAGACUCGGACUUUCGGGAAUAAGGAAGUUUCCCUACAAGAGUUUCUGAAAUUGAAAUCACCAAAAUUCACAAGUUCCGAUAAUUUAGCAGAUCCUCAAAGUUUCUUGUAUGGGACACUUAAGGCAUUACGUGCUCUUGGAUGUUCUAGUGAGAGAGUCGUGGAGCUCGUAGUCAAACUAGAGGAUAUGGCCAACACAUGGUAUGAAACGGUAUUGCUAGGAAGGCCAGCAGGAGCACCACCACUGACAUGGGACGAGUUUACUAAGUUGUUCAAUAAUCAUUUUCUCCCAGACAGUCUGAUGCAAAAAUAUGCUAGAGACUUUGAGAGAUUAGUUCAGACUCCAGAUAUGGAUGUGUCAAUAUAUAACACUAAGUUCUGUAAGCUAGCUAUAUAUGCUCCUCACUUAGUGCCUACCGAAGAAGCUCGAGUUCAGAGGUUUGUUGAUGGAUUGGUUGGUCGUCUAUACAUUGUAGUAGCCCCACAGAUGAAGACUUUAUCCUACUCUGAUGUAGUCGACCUUGCUAGAAAUAUUGAAAACAAGGGACGUAAGGAGCGUGCAAAUAGUGAUUUACGUGCUACAGGUAUAGGAAAUAGAGGUCGAGGUGCUGGAGACCGUGCUACUUUGAAUCAAGGACAAGGCAAUGCUGGUAGAGGUCAGGUGAGAGUUUUUGCAUUUACUAGACAGGAUGCUCAGACCUCGAAUACAGUGGUUACAGGUAUUCUUUCCGUCUGUUCAUUUGAUACACUUGCGUUGAUUGAUCCGGGAUCUACUCACUCCUAUAUGUCCUCGUACUUUGCUUUGAGAUUUAGUAGACAACCCGAGCUAUUGAGUGAUCCUUUUCUAGUUGCUACUCCUGUUGGAGAGUCUCUAUUAGCUGAAUACGUGCAUCGUGAUUGUCAAAUUCAGGUUGAGGGUAGAGAUACUCUAGCUGACCUUAUUGUACUUGAUAUGAUUGACUUUGACAUGCUGAUGGGAAUAGAUUGCCAAGUAGAACACGAGGAUCAUCUCAGGACUGUGUUGCAGACAUUGCGAGAACAACGGCUUUAUGCUAAGUUCUCGAAGUGCAAAUUUUGGCUAGCCUCGGUAUCAUUUUUGGGGCAUGUUGUUUCCAAAGAUGGAAUUAUGGUAGAUUCUAAGAAGACAAAAGCUGUGGAGAAAUGGCCCAGGCCUACUUCUCCUACAGAGAUUCACAGCUUUUUACGCUUAGCAGGCAAUUACAGGCAUUUUGUGCAGGAUUUCUCCAGAAUAGCAGCGCCAUUGACCAAGCUAACAUAG
This is a messenger RNA of Nicotiana tabacum (common tobacco), 1554 nucleotides long. Lineage: Eukaryota; Viridiplantae; Streptophyta; Magnoliopsida; Solanales; Solanaceae. The record is from RefSeq and is a predicted model, not a curated record.